AUGUCCUUUCACAUCCAUUUUGUCUUCUGCCUUCAAUUUUCUUGGUCUACCCAGUACUUUAGAGAUGGCAGUGGGAGUGGGGACCACGCAAUCGAGGGAGACCUGACAAGGGCAUGUCGGCAAACAGCGAUCCUCGUCGAUAAUGAAGCGGAGGUCAUUCUCGCCUUCGACAUCCCAAGCGUCGUGAGAGGCACGAGCAAUGAAGGACUGGACAAAGUCAAUUCUGAGAUUAUCCGGUGGCUGAACGGGAAAGAAGAGAAAUAUAUGGUGUUUGUCUCCUUCGAAAGCGAAUACUUCUUGUCGGAGCCUCAGAGGAAGACACGUGUGAGAUCGCUCACGAACUGGAGGGUAGGGGAGAGGGGUUUGGUGGUCAAGGGUUGGGCCCCACAGGCGAAAAUCCUGCAACAUCCCAACAUCGGCGGCUUCAUCAGCCACUGCGGGUAG
Ipomoea nil (Japanese morning glory) is the source of this 444-nucleotide messenger RNA. RefSeq names its product beta-D-glucosyl crocetin beta-1,6-glucosyltransferase-like. Bases 1 to 444 code for a protein of 147 amino acids. The record is from RefSeq and is a predicted model, not a curated record. The transcript has a single exon. NCBI's taxonomy places the organism in Eukaryota, Viridiplantae, Streptophyta, Magnoliopsida, Solanales, Convolvulaceae.